CUCUCAAACUAUAUAUUUUGGCAAAUAUUAUGUUUUCAUAAUUAAUUCCUCUUUCAUUAUUGAAAACUGAAACAAAAAUUGUUAAAAUUUUGUUUAGAUGGUUACUAAAAAGAUUUCAAUUAUUUGAUUAAACACAAGGCAUUUUGGAGUAUAAGAUGUUGGGAAACUUCAUUACUAGCGUUUUAAUAUUGGUUCUUGGAUAUGCAUAUCCUGCUUUUGAAUGUUUUAAAACAAUUGAGAAGAACAAAGUGGAGAUUCAUGAACUUAGAUUUUGGUGCCAAUAUUGGAUCAUUGUUGGGGCUCUGAGAAUCUUUGAAAGCUUUGGUGAUUUGUUUUUGUCAUGGUUACCAAUGUAUGGUGAGGCAAAAUUAGCACUUUUCAUCUACUUAUGGUAUCCAAAAAUAAAAGGCACAUCACAUAUCUAUGAUACAAUAUUGAAGCCAUUUGUUGCAAAGUAUGAAACAGAUAUUGACAGGAGUUUAAUGGAAUUUAGAGCCAAGGCAUGGGACUUAGCCAUUUAUUACUGGCAAAAUUGUACAGAAAUAGGUCAAGCAAAGUUCUUGCAAAUGCUUGAGUAUAUAGCUUCUCAAUCUAAAAGAGGAACAAUACACCCUAAAUCCGAGAAACAAGAUGAGACAACACAUCGAUCAUCUUCACCGACGAUUGAUCACAAAGAUUUUUAUGGUGCAAGGGCAAAAUUAAGACGUUCCAACAAAGGGGACUAGUUAGCCAAAUAGUGGCACAACAACGUAAACGUUUUUUUAUUUUUUUUUGUAUAUUUUGUAAAAACAAAUGUGAGCAAACUAAUUUUUUUAA
Solanum lycopersicum (tomato) is the source of this 816-nucleotide messenger RNA. RefSeq names its product putative HVA22-like protein g. Lineage: Eukaryota; Viridiplantae; Streptophyta; Magnoliopsida; Solanales; Solanaceae. The record is from RefSeq and is a predicted model, not a curated record.